Molecule: messenger RNA, 3116 nt
Organism: Hypomesus transpacificus
Lineage: Eukaryota; Metazoa; Chordata; Actinopteri; Osmeriformes; Osmeridae
Gene: ehd2b
Product: EH-domain containing 2b
Exons: 7
Coding region: 639-2261 (540 amino acids)
Biological process (GO): endocytosis; endosomal transport
Cellular component (GO): cytoplasm; plasma membrane
Molecular function (GO): GTP binding; calcium ion binding; protein binding
Source: RefSeq, a predicted model, not a curated record
CAUCCCGUCCCUACGCAGCAAGGCUUUAAGGUUUUCCCCAGAGCACUUACAAGGCAUCCCUGGAAGAGGAGGUGCAUUAAGGAGAGAGAGGAGGAGGAGAACAGUUGUGUUUCAGUGUGUCCCCUGCUAGCAGCUCAAGGACCGUUGGCAGACCUGGAGCUCAGCUGAAACGUAUUUAACCCUGGAGGAGGACUGUCCUGCAGUGAUUUCGUGUUUUGACUCUCUGCUGAGGGCUCAUAUUUGUUGACAUAAGUGAACCUGUACGUGUAGCAGCAGCCCAUCCAGGAGGUUCCUUUAGCUCUCGUCCUCGAGUUCAAACGUUUUUUUUCCAGACUCCAGAAGGCAGAGGAGAGAUUGAAGUGCGUGGAAACCAUUACCAGAAUCCAAGAAGCCAGCAGAGUGACUUUCGACAGAAGGUCAAGACAAAACGUCCCUUUACAGACAGACACAAGGCCCAUUGUCCCUUUUGGAAGCAGAGGAUAAGUGAGCGAAGUUCACAUAAAUACAGGAAACCCCUAAAGCCAUUCCAAGGUUUCAUUUGAAGGAAGCCCUAGCCUUACACACAGAGGGGGCACAAGACACAAACACAUCAUUUAAGAUACCACCUAGCUCCCUUCCCGUUCUUCUAGUCCAUCAACAUGUCACGGUGGGGGAGGAAGAAUGUGAAGAAGACUCCUGAGGUGAUUCGCACUGUGACCGAGGGGCUCAAGUCCCUGUACCGGAAGAAACUGCUGCCCCUGGAGGAGUACUACGGCUUCAAUGACUUCCACUCCCUCAGCCUUGAGGACGCAGACUUUGACAACAAGCCCAUGGUGCUGGUGGUGGGUCAGUACUCCACAGGAAAGACCACCUUCAUCAAAUACCUGCUGGAGCAGGAUGUCCCAGGUAGCAGGGUGGGGCCUGAGCCCACCACUGACUGCUUCACUGCGGUCAUGCACGGAGAGGUGGAGGGGGUCAUCCCAGGCAACGCUCUGAUCGUGGAUCCCAUGAAGCCCUUCCGCAAACUCAACCCCUUUGGAAACACCUUCCUCAACAGGUUCCAGUGCGCCCAGAUGCCCAAUCAGGUCCUGGAAAGCAUCAGCAUCAUCGACACUCCUGGCAUCCUGUCGGGGGCCAAGCAGAGAGUGAGCCGAGGCUAUGAUUUCCCGGCCGUGUUGCGCUGGUUUGCUGAGCGCGUGGACCGCAUCAUCCUGCUGUUCGACGCCCACAAGCUCGAGAUCUCCGACGAGUUCUCUGAGGCCAUAGGUGCACUGAGGGGCAACGAGGACAAGCUGCGCGUGGUGCUGAACAAGGCAGACAUGGUGGACACCCAGCAGCUGAUGCGCGUGUACGGAGCCCUCAUGUGGUCCCUGGGAAAGGUGUUUGGCACCCCGGAGGUCCUUCGAGUCUACAUCGGGUCCUUCUGGUCAGAGCCACUCUUGGUCCCAGACAAUCGCAAGCUGUUCGAGCUAGAGGAGGAAGACCUGUUUACAGAUAUCCAGAACCUUCCCCGUAAUGCGGCUCUACGCAAGCUCAACGACCUGGUGAAGAGGGCACGGCUGGUCAGGGUCCACGCCCACAUCAUCAGCCAUCUGAAGCAGGAGAUGCCCUCAGUCUUCAGGAAGGACAACAAGAAGAAGACCCUGAUCUACCAGCUGCCCGUUAUCUUCUCCAAGAUCCAGCUGCAGCAUCACAUCUCCCCUGGAGACUUCCCAGACUGUGCCAAGAUGCAGGAGCAACUGCUGGUCCACGACUUCACCAAGUUCAAGACUCUCAAGCCCAGCCUGAUGGCGGCCCUGGACGAGCUUUUGUCCACCGACAUCUCCAAGCUGAUGCCCCUCCUCCGUCAGGAGGAGCUGGAUGCUGGGGAGCAGCUGGGGGUGCAGGGAGGGGCGUUCAUGGGGACCCGCGCCGGGCCCUUCAUGGAGGGAGACCCCUUCGCCGAGGAGAACGGGCAAGGCGGCGAAGAGGAGGAAGACUGGGUGGUGACAAAAGACAAGCCCAAGUACGACGAGAUCUUCUACAACUUGGCGCCCAACGAGGGGAAGCUGAGUGGCACCAAGGCUAAGGACUGGAUGGUGAGCACCAGGCUGCCCAACUCGGUGCUAGGACGCAUCUGGAAGCUGUCGGACGUGGACCGCGACGGCAUGCUGGAUGAUGAGGAGUUUGCCCUGGCCAGCCACCUGAUCGAGGUCAAGCUGGAGGGCCAUGGUCUUCCCCCUGAGCUGCCUAACCGACUCAUCCCACCCUCCAAACGCAGGCAGAAAGGCUCUGAUGCGUAGACUUACUGUUUAACACUGCUACUAGGGGCCUGCAAAGAAUAGCCUUCAAAUGGCUGCUAUACUCCCAUUAGAGUCUCCUGUUCUCCUUUCUAGUUACCUUGGCUUCCCCAUGCUCCAUGUUCCUUUGUCCAGGAUAGUCUUCAUAUUCUUUUGUCAAAAUAGGUUUGCAAAACCUUUCUUAGCAGUCAUCCAUUUUAUUUUUGUAGCAAACUUUCUGUCAGCUGACAGUGUUCGUUAGAAAAAGUUUAGUGCUAAGAUGGUCCAUUAGUUUAACAAGCAACAUUCCUACAAUGUUUACAUUUUUAUUGCUACAACAGUCGCAUGCAAGAUCACAUUUUGUUUGUAGAUUAAUAGCCUAUAUUCAGUUAUUCAGUCAUUUGAUGUACUGGUCAUUUCCAUGUUUUCACAUGGAUCAUAGCUUAGUUAGUUUAGAUUGUAUUGAGAAACGCAAGAAAGAAAGAAAAACAGGAAGAAAGAAAGAAAUAUCAAUUUUUCUGAUUUUGUAAUAUGCUUUGCUCUUUCAAUUUUGAGAUGUUCAUAACUCUGACAGACUGACAGAUGUUGGUUGAAGCUAUAACCUGAAUGCACUUCAAAAGGGUGUCUUGGUUUAUUCCCUUGACACACCAUUUUCCUUCUCCACAAGCAACAUAGUAUGUAUUUUUGUGUGACUCACUUUUUUUCAGUUCUUUGAGAUUUUGUAAUUAUUGCUCUUUUUGUAUGCACAAAAGCAAAAGCAGUUUUUGUUUUUAUAAAUGUAUGUCACGUGAUAUAUUAAUAUCUCACCAACUACUGUACACAGCUUCACCAACAGCUCUUAUGUCAAUUAUCAAUACCAAAUAAACUUCUACAACUGUG